CGACCCUAAACUUGGCUGCGUUUCCAUGGUGUCGAUCGCGGAGCCGUGGGGGCGGGCUCACGCAAGCGCCAAGGGACCGAGUGGGAGGAGUUCGGGUGUGGCUGCGCAGGCGCUUUGAGAGACGGUGAAGCCGGUGGCCGGUGGCCGGGCGGGACCAACAAAGAUGGCGGCGGCCCCUGCGGCGGGAGCGAUCUGGGCAACGGCUGCGGCCAAAGCUGCAGCCGGGCCCACGGGGGGGCUGCACGGGGGUAGUAGGGGGUGGCCCUGAACUGGGGCCUGGCCCCGGCUGGCCUCUCCCGCCGCCUCACCGGGGGACAGGUACUGGGGAUACGAUGGCUGAUUCGAUAGAUCUGGUUCCUGCCCUCAGUGCAUAUACUGCUCCCCACUUUCGUUGAUGUGGUAGUGGUGAUGACUGAGCCAACCAUCUAAUGUGGAAAUGAGAGGACAGCAAGAUUGUGGGUCCAGCCUGUGGUGUCCACAAUGCCCCAGGCCUCUGAGCACCGCCUGGGCCGGACCCGAGAGCCACCUGUUAAUAUCCAGCCCCGAGUGGGAUCCAAGCUACCAUUUGCACCCAGGGCCCGCAGCAAGGAGCGCAGAAACCCAGCCUCUGGGCCAAACCCCAUGUUACGACCUCUGCCUCCCCGGCCAGGUCCCCCUGAUGAACGGCUCAAGAAACUGGAGCUGGGACGGGGACGGACCUCAGGCCCUCGUCCCAGAGGCCCCCUUCGAGCAGAUCAUGGGGUUCCCCUGCCUGGCUCACCACCCCCAACAGUGGCUUUGCCUCUCCCAUCUCGGACCAACUUAGCCCGUUCCAAGUCUGUGAGCAGUGGGGACUUGCGUCCAAUGGGGAUUGCCUUGGGAGGGCACCGUGGCACCGGAGAGCUUGGGGCUGCACUGAGCCGCUUGGCCCUCCGGCCUGAGCCACCCACUUUGAGACGUAGCACUUCUCUCCGCCGCCUAGGGGGCUUUCCUGGACCCCCUACCCUGUUCAGCAUACGGACAGAGCCCCCUGCUUCCCAUGGCUCCUUCCACAUGAUAUCCACCCGGUCCUCUGAGCCUUUCUACUCUGAUGACAAGAUGGCUCAUCACACACUGCUUCUGGGCUCUGGUCAUGUUGGCCUUCGAAACCUGGGAAACACGUGCUUCCUGAAUGCUGUGCUGCAGUGUCUGAGCAGCACUCGACCUCUUCGGGACUUCUGUCUGAGAAGGGACUUCCGGCAAGAGGUGCCUGGAGGAGGCCGAGCCCAAGAGCUCACUGAAGCCUUUGCAGAUGUGAUUGGUGCCCUCUGGCACCCUGACUCCUGCGAAGCUGUGAAUCCUACUCGAUUCCGAGCUGUCUUCCAGAAAUAUGUUCCCUCCUUCUCUGGAUACAGCCAGCAGGAUGCCCAAGAGUUCCUGAAGCUCCUCAUGGAGCGGCUACACCUGGAAAUCAACCGCCGAGGCCGCCGGGCUCCACCAAUACUUGCCAAUGGUCCAGUUCCCUCUCCACCCCGCCGAGGAGGGGCUCUGCUAGAAGAACCUGAGUUAAGUGAUGAUGACCGAGCCAACCUAAUGUGGAAACGUUACCUGGAACGAGAGGACAGCAAGAUUGUGGACCUGUUUGUGGGCCAGUUGAAAAGUUGUCUCAAGUGCCAGGCCUGUGGGUAUCGCUCCACGACCUUCGAGGUUUUUUGUGACCUGUCCCUGCCCAUCCCCAAGAAAGGAUUUGCUGGGGGCAAGGUGUCUCUGCGGGAUUGUUUCAACCUUUUCACUAAGGAAGAAGAGCUAGAGUCGGAGAAUGCCCCAGUGUGUGACCGAUGUCGGCAGAAAACUCGAAGUACCAAAAAGUUGACAGUACAAAGAUUCCCUCGAAUCCUCGUGCUCCAUAUCCUAAUCUUCAGAUUCUUACUUCUCUUAGGAUACCUCCCAUACAUUCUCUUUCCUCACCCUCCAUGUUUCCAGAGAAUUGAAUUUUCCUUAGGAAAAGUCUGCCACCCACUUUUCCACAAGCUGCUCCCAGUGUGUCGGGAGUGGGGAGAGGACAGCUUUCAGGAUAGAAGAAGUCCCCCUCAGAGGCCCACUGCCUCCCAAAUGCUCCUUAACCAGGGCUUAGAUCUGAAUCGAUUUUCUGCCUCCCGAGGCUCCAUCAAAAAAAGUUCAGUAGGUGUAGACUUUCCACUGCAGCGACUGAGCCUAGGGGACUUUGCCAGUGACAAAGCCGGAAGUCCUGUAUACCAGCUGUAUGCCCUUUGCAACCACUCAGGCAGCGUCCACUAUGGCCACUACACAGCCCUGUGCCGGUGCCAGACUGGUUGGCAUGUCUACAAUGACUCUCGUGUCUCCCCUGUCAGUGAAAACCAGGUGGCAUCCAGCGAGGGCUACGUGCUGUUCUACCAACUGAUGCAGGAGCCACCCCGGUGCCUGUGACACCUCUAAGCUCUGGCACCUGUGAAGCCCUUUAAACACCCUUAAGCCCCAGGCUCCCCGUUUACCUCAGAGACGUCUAUUUUUGUGUCUUUUUAAUCGGGGAGGGGGGAGGGGGUGGUUGUAGCUCCAUUAUUUUUUUUAUUAAAAAAUACCCUUCCACCUGGAGGCUCCCUUGUCUCCCAGCCCCAUGUACAGAGCUCACCAAGCCCCUGCCCAUGUACAGCCCCCAGACCCUCUGCAAUAUCACUUUUUGUGAAUAAAUUUAUUAAGAAAAAA
Pongo pygmaeus (Bornean orangutan) is the source of this 2682-nucleotide messenger RNA. It is a transcript of the gene USP21, whose product is annotated as ubiquitin specific peptidase 21. The record is from RefSeq and is a predicted model, not a curated record. NCBI's taxonomy places the organism in Eukaryota, Metazoa, Chordata, Mammalia, Primates, Hominidae. The transcript is spliced from 13 exons. Gene Ontology annotation, biological process: protein deubiquitination. Gene Ontology annotation, molecular function: cysteine-type deubiquitinase activity. Bases 481 to 2406 code for a protein of 641 amino acids.